AUGGGUGGCAUGGCUAAUCCCCACCUUGUUCAUCAUAUCAUCCUCCGCAAGCUCAGGAUGAGUGUCAUGGCAAAUUCUCAGAGUGUUCACAGCACCAUCCUCCACAAGCUAUCUCUACUCCUCCUCAUUUGCUCGCUCCUCGGGUACAAUUGUGAAUCUAUGAGCAGGAAGGCUGAAAAGGCAGCACUUCUAAGCCUUGAGAAAUACUGGGGCAAACAGACGAAAAUCAAGUGGAGCUCCAUCAUGUACGCAGAUCAAUGUAAUUGGGAUGGAGUCAUUUGUAAUUUUGAUGGCUUUGUUACAGGAAUUUCAGUCGGAGGCUACAAGCUUGCCAAGUCAAUUCCUUCAGAAAUUUGCUCGUUCAAGAACCUUACAGACAUUGACCUUUCACACAACAACAUUCCAGGUUCUUUCCCUGUGGUUCUUUUCAGUUGCUCAAGCCUUGAACAACUGGACCUCUCUUACAAUUCUUUUGUUGGUAGUCUUCCAUUAAAUAUCCAUUUACUGUCAAAAUCGAUUACCUACCUUAACCUUGAAUCGAAUAGUUUAUCCGGUAGUAUUCCAAGUUCAAUCUACCAGCUUUCAUCCUUAGAAGUUCUGAAACUAUCUUUCAAUCCCUUUGGUUCACACAGAAUCGACCCACAGCUAGGAAAUUUGACAAACCUAGAAGAAUUGUCAAUGAGUUCUAUGAAUAUAGUUGGUGAAAUUCCAGACACUAUAACCAAGCUAACCCGACUUACAACCUUAGAUUUGUCUUCUAACACAUUGAAUGGGACAAUACCGACUGGGAUUUGGAGCAUGCAGAAUCUAGAGUUCCUUGAUCUACAGAGGAACUCUCUAUCUGGUUGCAUACUAGAUGAUCCCCAUGAGCUCAUGAAUCUGUCCCAACUUAAAACCUUAGAUUUGUCUUCUAACACACUGAAUGGGACAAUACCGACUGAGAUUUGGAGCAUGCAGAAUCUAGAGUUCCUAAAUCUACACAGGAACUCUCUAUCUGGUUGCAUACCAGAUGAUCCCCAUGAGCUCAUGAAUCUGUCCCCACUUAAAACCUUAGAUUUGUCUUCUAACACACUUAAUGGGACAAUACCUACUGUGAUUUGGAGAAUGCAGAAUCUGAAUCGCCUUGCUCUACACAAUAACUAUAUAUCCGGUCGCAUACUGGAUGAUUUCUGUAAGCUUAAGUAUCUGUCCCAACUUUUAUUGAACGACAAUCUUCUAUCCGGCCCACUACCAGAAAACGUUACACAGUUACAAUUAACCUCCAUCUUCCUCGAUUUCUCUAGUAACCAACUGACUGGCAAGAUUCCAUCUUCUUUCGAGUUGAGAAAAUUUGAAUGGAGCUUUCUUUCCAAUCCCGGCUUAUGUUCCUCCAACCACUUUGGAAACUUUCCUACGUGCACCAGAUUGCACUUGAAGAUGUUUGUAAUAAUUCUCCUGGUCUCUGGUUCAGCCAUUCUCAUAUGCACAGGGCUGAUUGGUUUAACUAAGAUCAAGGCAUUUUUCUCAAUGGAAAAGGAUGAUGCCCCAUCUCCACUGUGGAACCUGACAGCCUUCCAAGCUAUUGAUUAUGACAUUGAGGACAUCCAUUGCAACCUCAUUGAUGCAAACCUUGUUGGCAGCGGUGGCUCAGGAAAUGUGUAUAAGAUCUGCCUUGACAACACAAACCGUGAGGUUAUAGCUGUCAAGCAAAUAUGGACCAGUGGCAGACGGGAAUAUGAUAUGCUGGAAAAGCAGUUUCAAGCUGAAAUUGAGAUUCUUGGAUCCAUCCGACAUGCCAAUAUCGUGAAGUUGCUUGGCUACAUUUCAAGCUCCGAAUCAAAGCUCCUCAUAUACGAAUACAUGGAAAACGGUAGCUUGUAUGAAUGGCUGCAUCACAAAGAUGACCCUACUAGUACAACUGGACGGUUGUUGAACUGGCCGACAAGGAUGUCAAUAGCAAUCGAUGCCGCAAGAGGACUGUGUUACAUGCAUGACGGUUGCUCUCCCCCUAUAGCACACCGCGAUGUGAAAUCCAGCAACAUCCUGCUGGAUCCUCAGUUCAAAGCAAAGAUUGCGGACUUUGGCCUAGCUCGUGCACUGCUUAAAGCCGGUGAGCCAGAGUUAGUCUCGGCAGUGGUUGGGUCCUUUGGAUACAUAGCUCCAGAGUUUGGAAGCUCGAGAAAAAUGAAUGAGAAAGUUGAUGUGUACAGCUUUGGGGUGGUUCUCCUGGAGCUGACAACAGGGAGGCGUGCGAAUGGUGGCGGCGGGUACGAGAAUUUGGCGCAAUGGACGUGGAGGCAAUUUAAGGAUGAGGGCUUCCAUUUGACAAAUGUGAUCGACCCAGACAUAAGUGAUCCAGCCUACCUACGCGAGGUACAACUGGUGCUCCAGCUAGGGCUAAUUUGCACGGGCACGGAUCCAUCGUCAAGGCCGUCCAUGAAGCAGGUUCUGCAGGUCCUGCAACGCUGA
Triticum turgidum subsp. durum (durum wheat) is the source of this 2448-nucleotide messenger RNA. NCBI's taxonomy places the organism in Eukaryota, Viridiplantae, Streptophyta, Magnoliopsida, Poales, Poaceae. The record is from the annotation of a GenBank genome assembly.